Molecule: messenger RNA, 3880 nt
Organism: Didymodactylos carnosus
Lineage: Eukaryota; Metazoa; Rotifera; Eurotatoria; Philodinida; Philodinidae
Source: the annotation of a GenBank genome assembly
UGACUUUCUGGCAUGUUCUGAACUGCAUCCUCGAACAAGCUUCAACAUGAAAUAUAUAUUUCAUAUUAUGCCGUCAAAAUUCCCUAAAGUUGCUUUAUUUUCAUUUUAAAAAAGAUUGUAUUAAAAACAGUGACUUUUUCAUGUGAAAAAUUAAAAGACUAUUAAAUGUUUUGGUUAGUGUUCUUAGCCAAAACGGUCACUUAUGUUUCAAAUAAUCAUGUACAAGCACAAGACCAUAAAAACAUUCAUUUGCAUUGACUAUAAAUGGCGAAUUUUUAAUGGAUCUUUGUGCUCGUUACGAUUUAGCCAAUUUCCCAGCUAUCAGUAAUACCACCUACAGAUCUAUGCUUUGUGCCUAGAGACGUUAAAAAACAAUCUGGUAGCAAGCAAAAUAGCUUUCAAACGAUACUAGUAACGAAAGCAAUCACUGUACGAGUGCAAAGAAAAGAAAAAUAGCGAAUGCAUUUAAAAUCGCGUCGCGACAACGGGAUUCACACCGCGACAAAUAGCGAGUCGCGCUGACUCCCGUCGCGUAAGCAAGAAUCGCAGCGCGACAAUGUUAGUGUACGUAGUUCCAUGCAAGAUCACAUCGCGAGAAUACCAAAUAUACAUCCCAUUCAGUAGUAUAUCGCGACAAAAUAGCGAUCGCUAAAAUCGCGUCUUAUAGCGAUCGCGGCGCGAUUUUUUAGCGCGAGUCGCCCCGCGAUUUCAUCGCGAAAGUUGACUUGGGCAAAGACUGGCAGCAAGGAACUACUGACACCCUAUUGAACUGGUAACAAGAGCUAUCAACAGUUCAAAAUGCACUUACACACGGUAUAAAUGUGUUAUGUUGAAUUAGUUCUGAAUCUGACAGUCUAUGAGAGGUGGUUUCGGGUGGAUCAGGUGGCCCUGCAUGAGAGUGAGCCACUGAAUGCUUCCAUAUUGCCUGGAGAUGAUGGUCUUUAUUGAAUAACAUAUUUGUGCAGUGUAGAAGUGUAUUUUGGACUGUCAAUAGCGCCUUGCUGCCAGUCUUGAAACUGUUAAUAUAACAGACCUACCCAACAAAAUUUUGCUCUCUUUACGCCUUUUCAUUUUUUCGUUUCUUCAUACACUACGAUGAAAAUUUUCUUCUCUAUCCAUUUUCUGUCUUUAGCACAUCAAAAAAGAAAGAAACGACGAUGUGCAAUGUGCAUGUAGUCUAACGUUAGACUACUUAUUUGCUAUAUAGCUCUAGUGUAAAAAGAAAGGUGUGUAAAAGGUUUAUUCAUUGGCUAAUGACAGACAUGAUGACAAACAAAUUAUAUGACGUUAAUGGCUGCUCACUUCACAAUACACACAGGUAUACAAAUCAGAGCUCCGUGUGGACUCAAAAUUCUGAGUCUGAGUCUGUGAAAAACACUUUUUGUAGUCCAUGAACUUUAAAAGCGUAGUCCAGUCCACAAUACAAACACAACUUGUUUUUUUCUGAUUUUUCCGUGAUUCAAGUGAAUCCAAAAUUUUUUUUCGAGUCCGGAUUAGUCUGUGGUCUUGAAAGUUUGAAUCCAAUCCAUACAACUCAUCUGUAUUAUAGAUGAACCUGUGCUAUACAUUGUUUUACAAAAAGCUACACGGCACACUCAAGGACAGGUAGCAAGUGGAUGGAAAGUAAAAAUCAAGAGUAGAUUUCUCAAAUGAUCUUGACUUUCAAUUUAUUCCAAUAUUUUUGCCUUUAUUUUUUUGCAAUUUCAGAUUGGUUUUAGUUAUAGUUUUAAUAGUUUAAAUUCCUUUCUCCGAGCAAGCAUGUCAACGAUUUUAUCUGAUGUCAUCCGAAUCGUGCUCUUUGGGGAUUUCUCAUUUUCGUACCUACGCUAUUAAAAACAAUGUAGAUUUAAGUACAAAUAAACUUUUUAGAAUAUUUUUGUUGCCUCUUUCGAAAGUGGGCUUUGACAGAACUUUUAGGAAAACAGUUUAAUUCUCCAAAACCAAAGUGCAAAGUUUUACCUGAAUACAACAACAACAAACAAACAAAUGAGGCCAUGUGCUUCUGUGAUUCGAGUGAAGCAUUGGGUUUUCUUCAAGCCACGGAAUGGGUGACUUCGCUUAAAUCUUGAACAAACUUAAAUCAGAACAAAGACAUAAUUUGUAAAUAAAGUUCAGACUUUUGAUUCGAACACAGCAAAUUAAACUAACAUUUACUGUAAUUAGGUCGAGACGUGUCACUUAAUUUUAAAGGCUACUCAAGAAUACUGAUGUAAUGACUCCCAGAAUGUACGACAUUUAGGCCAUUUUCACACUCUAUUGGUGAUAAAGAGAAGAAAACAUUUUCUGAAAUCUACAGCCUAUGGGUUUUUGGAAGAUUUUAUAGACAAGCCUCAUACAAAAAGCCAACUUUUUUAAAAUCAUAUUACAAGAUUUUACUUGUUCAUAAAAGAUUGUAUACAAUAGUAUAGGAUAUUGUAGUACAAUUCUUUGAAUUGAACAUAACAGAUUAUUUUAAAUAAAACAGCACAACUCGAUACAUGACUCUUCAUUUGAUGUUAUUAUAGAUUAGUAUGAUUUUUUCUAAAUAAAUACCAACAAUUCUUUGUUUUAUCAACGUGCUAAUUGGACAAAUGAAAACUGUUAAAGUUUUAAAUGAUGGAAAGAGUAUUUUAAAAAUUUUAAAUAUACGACAAGUAUUUAAUGUUUAUUUAUUAAGUAAUUAUUUAACACGUUUUAUUCGUCGUUUUAGAUGUCAGAUUUUCACAAUGAAAUACUUGUUAAUCAUUCAAAGUUACCCUGGUCAUACCAGCCAAAGUGUCCUCCAGUUGGUAUAACAUCUUCUUCACCUCUACCACCCUUGUUUCAAGAGUUAAAAAUUCGUAAUUUAACAUUAAAAAAUCGUAUUGUCGUCUCCCCAAUGUGUCAAUAUAGUUCAACAGAUGGCUAUUUGAACGAUUGGCAUUUGGUUCAUCUAGGUCAAUUUGCAAUCGGUGGAGCAUCACUCGUUAUUCAAGAAGCCACUGCUGUUCAAGCACAUGGUCGUAUAAGUCCAUUCGAUGCUGGACUUUGGAAAGAUGAUCAAAUGGUAAUGAUGAAACGUAUUGUCGAUUUCAUACACUCUCAACAUGCAGCUGCUGGAAUUCAGUUGGGACACGCCGGUCGGAAAGCGUCAACAAAACCACCAUUUGAUCCCACACAUCGUGAAAAGGCGUAUUUUGAGAGGGAAGAAGGUGGAUGGCCGGAUGAAGUUGUUGCGCCCAGUAGUUUACCGUGGACUGAAGGUUGGAUUAUACCAAAAGAAUUAUCACUCGAUGAGAUAGAACAAUUUAAAAAUGAUUUCAUUUGCUCGACGAAGCGUGCAAUUCAAUGUGGUUUCGAUUUUUUAGAAAUUCACGCAGCACACGGAUAUUUACUAGCAGAAUUUUUAAGUCAAACAUCGAAUCAUCGACAGGACAAAUAUGGUGACUCAUUCGAAAAUCGAAUUCGUUUACUAUUAGAAUUAACUGAACGUGUACGUCAAGUAUGGCCUGAAGAAAAACCUUUAUCUGUGCGUUUAUCUUGUGACGAAUGGGUGGGCAACGAUGGUUGGACAAUUGAUGAUACUUUAAUACUAACUGAAAAAUUAUUGGAUUUAGGAGUGGAUAUUAUUGACACAAGUAGUGGUGGUAAUAGUAGUAAACAAGUGAUAAAAGUUGGUCUCGGUUACCAGGUACCGUUCGCUGAUGCGAUUAAAAAGAAGUUUGGUACAAAAAUAUUGGCAGCACCAGUCGGCAUGAUUGUUGAUCCAAAACAAGCUGAUGAUAUUAUUGAAAAAGGACAAGGUGAUCUAAUUGUGAUUGCAAGAGAAUUUUUGAGGGAUUCUCAUUUCCCGUUGAAAGCAGCUAAACAAUUAGGAGUCGAUAUUUCGUGGGCGCCCCAAUAUCAAAGAGCAAAACAAUAG